AUGUAUGCAAAUGAGGAAAUGAGACGGACACCGGCUCCUCCAGACUCCUCGAGUCUCAGAGAUCCAAAGGGUCUGUCAGAUUUAGAGAGAGCAAUAAAAGAGGAAGAGAAAGCAGAGCACGAACCUCAGACCCCCGCCAGCACCCGCAGCAUCACCAGCAAUGUCAGGGCAUCUUCCUCUUUCUUCCCUUCUAAUCCUGGGCUCCCACAAAAUGGGGAUUACAGAGGCUUGGGGCCAGCGGCCGGCCAUGCCCCAGCACUGGGCACCUCUGCCAGGCCUGGCCGCCAUCUGCUCUCCAUCCUCUCAGAUCUGCUUUCCUGGAUGCACCUGCUUCUGUACAUCUGUCUGUCCUGUGCUGGGAUCUCCAUGUCGGGGUGUGGGCCCGCGGCCGGACUCGAUCCCCGGAGCGGCGCGGACGGCCAGGGCAAGGGGCGCCGGUGCCUCCCCGACCCCGCCCGGGUGUCCUCCCGCCGGUGCCGCCGGCUGGAGAGGACUCGGCGGCCCGGGGCGGGGGCGGUGGCGCCGAGGGGCGGGCGGAGGGCGGGCCGGGGCGGGGCGCGUCCUCCAGGCUCCGGGAGGCGGUGCGGCGGGCGCUGGCCGCGUCCGCCCGCCUGGAGCCUUGGGGCGCGCAGCCUUCCUGAUGUGUCACCAGCACGUGGAGCCAGCUUGGGCCGCGCCGCUAGCGGGAGGAACUCCCCCAACUUUCGAGGGGUCUCGCCGCCCGGCUUCUCUCCCCGCGGCGCCCGGCUCGCGCUCCUUGGGGAAGCGGCGGCGGCGGCCCCCAGGUCCCAGGCGGGUCGAGCGAGGCCCCGGCCCCCGACCCGGCUUGCGCUGGUCCCCGGAACGUCGGGGUGCCGGGCACGACUGGCGGAUGCGCCCCCGGACUCCCAGAUGCAGCGUGGGGCACGGCCUGUGGUGCGAGCGGCCCGGCCGGCCUUGCGCCCGGCAUAUCUGAGCGCAGACGGAGGACGGAGGCUCAGGAGACUCCCCAGAGGACACAUAGCAAGGAUGCGGCCAAGCUGGGGUAUAGACCUGCAGUUUCUAACUCCAAGGUCCCUGGAGGUUGAGGAGAGCAUUUCCUCGAUGCCCAUAUUAUGCAUCAACCUGGGUCAUUUCUCCUGAGACCCAGAGUCACUCCUGGUCCAACUGUGCUGAAGCUGGAUGCACCUCUGGGCCCCGCAGUUUUGUGGUUCAAUACAGCCUUCCCUUCCUUUGAGCCAGCUCACCACAGAAGAGAGUUCUGCCUGAAAAAGCUCAACCACCGCACCCUUCAGUGAAGCUCCGCCCAAGAACCUCCAGGCAAAACCAACUAAUGGUCAGUCCAGCUCACCUCCUGGGAGCCAGACACUACUAAGUGCUUUACAGGCAUUUUCGCAAGUCUUCUCAGCAACCCGCGGGGAGGUACUGUUAUCCCCACUUUACUGGGAUGUGGGUGUACUGCAUACCUGGGUACCUCUGGAGCCCCUCUGUCCACCAGAUUCCUGGCUUCUUGUCCCACAGCUGAAGCUGACCCCUCCCAGACCACAGGCCAGGGUAAGGGGGCUGGAUCCCGAAUGGCCAAAGAGGCUGGAGAAGUCGCACCAUACACGUGGAGGGAGGGAGUUCUCGGGAUGCACUUUGAGUGGUAGCGUCAGCACCUUCGGCAGGAAAGAACUCUCUGCAGGAGGCCCUGUUGUCAGUAACCUAGCACACCUUUCAGAUCUUUAGAUCACACAAUACCUUGCCUAACCUGCUGGUUCUUCCCACAGAUCAAAGAAGUAGAAAAGAAGAAUAAGUAAUUACCAGGUGACCAGAUCUCUUCCCCAGCUUCCCCUUCGGUAAUCUCACGAACAAAUGGUGGGAACAAGAUAGCACUAACAUGAAAGAUCACAAGAAGUCGACAAGCCGGCACACAGCUGGCGAUCAUGACACCUCUGACCCCCUCCAUCAGUGAUUAUCUGAGCUGACUUCCCUUUUUCCCCUUAGAAACUUCCACGGCAGACUCUUCAGAGGUGGUUUUGGCGGAACACCCAAGUGCACCAUCUCCCCAGACUGCCGGCAUCCUGAUUAAAAGGAACUUUCUAUCGACAACUGCUUCUUGGGUGUUGAUUUGCAAGCAGCUGGACUGAGUUUGGAAACAGCAGAUGAGACGGGAGGAUAAAUUCCUUCAUCCUCCCUCCCUUGGACCAUUUGAGGCACAUUUUUCCAGAUGGGGUUUGUUGUACAGUGGUUACACAUCACCUUGCUUUGCUUCCUGUUCUUCCCGACCUCCUUUCUCUUAUCCCUCCCUCUAGCUGCCCUGGAAUUCCACUUCCAAGUUAAUGUAUCAGCCCUUAAUCCCUUGCCAGAGGGCCCACUUUCUAGGGAACUCUGCAGUCUGACUCCUGUGUCUGCACUGCACGGCCUCGGUGAAUGCUGAACAAGAGGACAGAUACACGACGGGUCUUGGCCAUGCGGUUGGGGACUGAAGAGGAAAUAUGAAUGGUGUCAAAUUCACCAUCAGAGAUGCCAGCGAUAAAGGUGUCCCCUUCAUCUCUCCCUGGGUCUAAUCAGUCAAAUCCUGACUCCAUGCUGUAGGUCAGAGACUGUGGCCUCCCCCGCUAACCUCUGUCCAAUACAAAACAGUCCAUGCUCCUUAUCCAUCACUCGCUGGGUAUGUGAUGCUGGCAAGGUACUCAGCCUCUCUGAGCUGCCUUCCCCAUCUGUACAAGGGGGAUAAGAAUGGUCUCACCCCCUGAAGUGUGGAGAUGCCUGAUGGACACUAGGUUUGUGCCUAAAGCAGAGUGAGGGGAGGGCAUUGUGGAGACCAUGUGUCCAACAGAGGUCCUGCUUUCUUUUGAGAAGCACCCCUCCUUCUGUCCCUACUGGGUAAAUAGGGCUGUCCCACCCCUACUGCCAGAUCCAGGCCAAUCCACACAUCUCAGUAUUGACCACAGGAUUGGAUCAGGUUUGGGCAUGAGACCCAAGUCAGACCAGUCCCCUCAAGUUUCUGGAAUAAGGAAAGAGCUGUUUGCUCUCUGCUGAGAUCCUUAGCCUGGAGGUACCCGAGGCCAUUUUUUACUGUUUGGACAUGUGAGAAUGACGUCAGUGCAGUGACAUCAGAAGAUAACAAAGACGAGAUGGAGCAGUACACAGACUCUGGUGAUGGCCUUGGAGCUCCCGAUCCACCAUGCCAGCAGCUAAGGAACCCCUGGUAUUUUUAAAAAUUAAUACAUAUGCAAAAUUUUUCCAUUUCAGUUGCCUAAGCCAGUUCAAGUUGCAUUUCUGCUACUUAAAACUGAAAUGGUCUUGGGUCUUACCUUGUGGGCCAGUGGUGAAUAAUACACCUGCCAACUUAGGGGACAUGGGUUUGAUCCUUGGUCUGGAAAGAUCCCACAUGCCACAGGGUAACUAAGCCCACCCUCUAGAGCCCGUGCUCCUCAACAAAAGAAUCCACUGCAACAAGGAGCUUGUUUGCAUGCAACAAGGAAGAGCCUGCAACUAGAAAAAGCCUGAGGCCAGCAACAAAGAGCUCCUGCACCUCAUUAGAGACCCAGGGCAGCCAAAAAUAAUUUUAAAAAACAAAUGGUCUUGACUAUACGUUCUUUAUAAAUGAUCACUGCCAUUAUUGCAGUUAAUAUUAUUAUAAACACAUUCCUAGGAAGAUGCAGGCUUGGGGACACACAGGCCAGGUUCCCCCAGGGGUCACUGCUGCUCUCCACACAUUAUACUAACCCUGGAUAUGAGCUCCCCAAGGGCGGGGGAUUCAUGUGCUGCUCAUGCAUCCCAGGUGCCUGCUGCCUGCACAAGGUAGGUGAUUAACAGACACCCACUGAAUGAGCAAACGGAGUUGGCCCACUGCCCCCUAGCCCCCAGGCCUGGCUUCACAUUUUGCCCUCUGUCCUUGGCUGACAUCUGAACCCACUGGGGUGUGUUCUGCAGGAGUCUGUCUUGGCAAACAUCCGUUUUCACAGUGUCCUUCCUAGGGCCUCACUCAUCCCUUCAUCUGCUCAUAUACUCAGUUUCCAAAAGCCUUCUUUAUUAGAAAUGUCCAUUAUGGAUCACAGUUUUCACAAAAAUCAAAGUGAAUCAAACACUUAAAUGCAAAACUGGAAACCAUAAAACUCUUAGAAGAAAACAGGGGAAAAGCUUGACAUGGGUCUUGGCAGUGAUUUUUUUAGAUAUGACACCUAAAACACAAGCAUCAAAACCAAGUGGGACUAUAUCGGACUAAAACGCUUCUAUACAACAAAAGAAAUAAUAAAAUGAAAAGACAACCUAUGAAAUAGGAAAAAAUAUUUGCAAACCAUAUAUCUGAAAGGGGUUAAUAUUCGAAAUAUAUCAAGAACUACAAGUCCAUAGCAAAGUAAUAAUGAUGAUGCUAUAAUUAACACAGGACCUGAAUAAACAAAGAAGUGGCCAACAGGUACAUGAAAAGAUGCUCAACAUCACUAAUGAGGGGAAUGAAAAAACCACAGUGAGACAUCACCUCACACCUGUUACAAUGACAGUCAUCCAAAGACUGAUAAGUGGAGAAUGCACUGUCAGUGGGAAUGUAAAUUGGUGUAGCCAGUAUGGAAAACAGCAUGGGAUUCCUCAAAAAAUUAAAGAUAGAACUACUAUAUGUGGAACUAUCAUAUGAUCCAGCAAUUCCACUACUGGGAAUAUAUCUAAAGCAAAUGAAAAUACUAUGUCAAAGGGAUAUCUACCCCCAUGUUCAUAGCAGUAUUAUUUGCAACAGCCAAGACAUGCCAACAAUUGACAGAUGAAUGGAUAAAGACACUGGUAUGCCCACGCACAAUUAUAUACAUGCAUGCAAUGGAAUAUUAGUCAUAAAAAGAAGGAAAUACUGCCAUUUGUGACAACAUGAGUAGACCUUGAGGGCAAUACGCCAGGUAAAAUCGGUCAGACAAAUACUAUAAUCACAUAUAUAUGUGUGUGUGCAACCUAAAACAAACAGAAGGCCAAAUGCAUAGAAAAAAAAGAUUUGUUAUCUGUGCAAGGGUUGGGUGCUGUGGGGAGGGGGAAAUGGAGGCGGUCAGUUAAAAGUACAAACUUUCAGUUAUAAGACAAAUAUCUAAGGAUACAACAUGACGGUUAUAGCUAACACCACUGUAUGGUAUUUUUGAAAGUUAGGAAAUGGGCUUCCCAGGUAGCGCAGUGGUAAAGAACCCACCUGUCAAUGCGGGAGACGCAAGAGACGUGGAUUCAAUCCCUGGGUUGGGAAAAUC
Molecule: messenger RNA, 5189 nt
Organism: Cervus elaphus (red deer)
Lineage: Eukaryota; Metazoa; Chordata; Mammalia; Artiodactyla; Cervidae
Product: translation initiation factor IF-2-like
Exons: 5
Coding region: 1-1122 (373 amino acids)
Source: RefSeq, a predicted model, not a curated record